AUGGCCAACAUUCGGACGCUGUCAGAUUAUGCGUCGGCGCCUGCACGGGACUCUUCUGCACAUGAAGCUGGAGGAAGACAGGGAGGAAGUUCGUUGCCACUCUUCUUCUCCUCUGGAACGGAAUCUGGUGAAAACGUGAACUGGAUUCAAUGGCUAUGCCCGGGAAUACACCUAAAGAGCCCAAUCGUCAUCAUCUCUCUCGUCCAAGUUGCAGUCUACAUCGCUUCUCUUGCCUUAGGGCUGGCGCCCAAUGAAGUCCUGGCUCCAACUCCACAAACGCUGGCGAUGUUUGGCGCGAACAUUCCCGAGCUCAUUCGCAUUGGCCAGGUGUGGAGGCUCAUUUGUCCUCUCUUUCUUCAUCUGAACCUCUUUCACAUCUUGAUGAAUCUCUGGGUGCAAAGCCGGGUCGGGCUGACGAUGGAGGAAAAGUAUGGAUCGAAGAAAUUGCUUGCGACUUACUUUGGAGUCGGAAUUCUCGCCAACAUGAUCUCCGCAGCGGUCCUGUUUUGCGGCCAGAUGAAAGCAGGAGCAUCGACCGCCGUCUUUGCCCUCAUUGGCGUACAGCUCGCCGAGCUCGCGCUUAUCUGGCAUGCACUCCAAGAUCGGAACAGCGCCAUCCUUAGCGUUUGCAUCUGCCUGUUCUUCGUCUUCGUCUCCUCCUUUGGAGGCCACACGGACGGAAUUGGCCAUCUCGGCGGGCUGGUGAUGGGGUUUGCCGCGGGAAUCUGGUUGAACGAAAACAGCGAUGUCAAGCCGACGUGGUACGACAGGGGUCUGGUCACAUCGAAGGUCGCGCUGGCUAUUGCGCCGAUUGUGAGCUCGAUCUUCAUCUUCCUCGUUCCCCGCUGCUAA
Molecule: messenger RNA, 852 nt
Organism: Neospora caninum
Lineage: Eukaryota; Apicomplexa; Conoidasida; Eucoccidiorida; Sarcocystidae
Product: Rhomboid family protein, related
Exons: 9
Coding region: 1-852 (283 amino acids)
Biological process (GO): proteolysis
Cellular component (GO): membrane
Molecular function (GO): serine-type endopeptidase activity
Source: RefSeq, a predicted model, not a curated record